GCGCGUUUAAAACCCUCAUCUCUUGCAAUUUCAAAUCUCUCCCUAGUUGGAAGGGAUCUAACAUAGAUUGGAUUGAAAUAAAACCUGUGCAGGAAACUAUCGAUGACCUAAGGUACAGUCUAUUUAUUUAUUUAUUACUCCCGAUUAAUUGAUUUUCAAUGUAUUAAUUCAAUUUAGGGUUCCUUAUCUGGGAUUGAUAUAUCGAUUUUACGAUUGCGAUGGGUCGGGAAUAAAAUUUGUAGACCAUGGAGAAGAGCAGCAUAUCGUCUGACCAUGUCAUUGCUGAAUUGAUUGAAAUGGGUUUUGAGUUCUCUCAAGUUAUUGAAGCCGUAGAAUCAGUAGGUCCAAUUCUUGAUAAAGCAGUUGAUUUCAUUAUUAAUCCGAGUAGUCAUCAUAAAAAACCUAGCAAUGUAAGUACAGGUUCGUCGUUGGGUGAUUCGAAACCUUCUUGUGCACUUAGUAGCAGACGUGUGCUGGGAAAGAGGGUGGUGACUUCAUCGUUGUCUUCUGGUCGGGCUAAGCAAUCAAGUAUUAUGGACCAUUUCCAACCACCUAGACUCAAAAGAAGUAAGAUUGAUGGAGAGGUGGGUACAUCCAUUUCUGAACCGGGGUUGGUGUCUAAGUCUAAAGAAGUGAAACCAGCGUGUCGUUCUUAUACGGACAGUAAUUCGGUCUCCACAAUGGAUUCAACUGUAUUUGUUGCUGAAAAUUUACAAGGGCAAGGGAUAGGAGCAGAUUGGGAAGUGAAAGCGAGUAAUGUGUUACAGAAACAUUUUGGAUUUUCCACAUUAAAGAACUUCCAGAAGGAAGCGCUGGAGUCUUGGUUGGCUAAUCAAGAUUCUCUUGUUCUUGCUGCAACAGGAUCUGGGAAAUCGCUAUGCUUCCAGCUUCCGGCAUUGUUGACAGGAAAGGUUGUUAUUGUGCUAUCACCCUUGAUAAGUUUAAUGCACGAUCAGUGCUUAAAGCUAGAUAAACACGGGAUAUCAGCUUGCUUUCUUGGAUCAGGACAAACUGAUACUAGUGUAGAACAGAAAGCAAUGAAUGGCAUGUAUAGUAUUGUUUAUAUUUGCCCAGAGACAGUUUUGAGACUCAUAGGACCUCUUCAAAAGCUUGCAGAAAAUCGCGGGAUAGCACUCUUUGCCAUUGAUGAAGCCCACUGUGUCUCUAAGUGGGGACAUGACUUCCGACCUGACUACAGGCGAUUAUCUGUAUUGAGAGAUAGCUUCAACACAUGCAAUUUGGGAUUCUUGAAGUCCAAUAUCCCACUAAUGGCAUUAAAUGCUACUGCAACGUUUCGAGUUCGGGAUGACAUCCUUAAAUCCUUGUGCAUGUCUAUAGAAACAAAGAUAGUCCUCACAUCAUUCUUCCGACCAAAUCUUUGCUUUUCAGUAAAACAUAGUAGGACAUCUGGGAGUUCUUAUGAGAAGGAUUUUCAGGAAUUGGUAGAUUUGUAUAAGACACAAAGAGUUGUUGGCAAAAGGAGACACAGCAAUGUGGUCGAGGACUCUGUGGGCGAGUCUGACUGCUCUAUGGGAUAUGUAAACGAUAGUUUAUCUGAUACAGAAGAAACCUCUCUAAGUGAUUUGGAGGACUUUGAAGAUGAGUUCUCUGAUGGAAAUGAUGCUGAAGUUAGCUUAAGCUAUAGGAAGGGUGUAGCUUCUCGUAAGAAAAAGCAACUGUCAGUUGAAUUUCUGGAAGAUGAGUUAGACGUUCCACAAAGUGUUGAUGAUUUGGAUGUUACUUGUGGUGAAUUCAAUGGUGGUAUUUCAUCUGAGAAUAUGGAUAUGCAGAAUCCGUCUGAGACAAAUGAUCCUCUAAUCAACCUGCAGGACAGACUGCGACUUCUGGAAGAGCCUUCCGAUGGCGGCCCCACUAUUGUUUAUGUGCCAACUAGAAAAGAAACUGUAGCGUUGGCAAAGUAUUUGUGUACAUUUGGCAUAAGGGCCGCUGCUUACAAUGCAAAGCUUCCAAAAGUGCAUCUUAGAAAGGUCCACAAGGAGUUCCAUGAAAACUCCUUAGAGGUUGUUGUUGCAACAAUUGCUUUCGGAAUGGGGAUAGACAAGUCAAACGUACGGAAAAUCAUUCAUUAUGGUUGGCCACAGAGUUUAGAGGCAUACUAUCAGGAAGCAGGUCGAGCUGGAAGGGAUGGAAAAUUAGCAGAUUGCACAGUUCUAUAUGCUAACCUUUUAAGAACGCCUACACUUCUGCCGAGUAAACGGAGUGAAGAACAGACGAAACAAGCAUAUAAAAUGUUAUCUGAUUGCUUCAGGUUCGGUAUGGGUAAUUCAACGUGCCGAGCUAAGACACUUGUACAGUACUUUGGAGAAGAUUUUGGUCAUGAGAAGUGUCUUUUGUGUGAUGUGUGUGUGGCUGGACCUCCUGAACCGCAAAACCUGAAGAGCGAGACAGAUAUUUUCUUGAGGGUACUUGCAGCUCAAUGUGAGCAUAUGAGGUAUGGGGUUGGCUCUUAUGAUGAUGAACUAUGUAAAGGGAGACCCACAGAAAAGCUGGACUUCAGGACAUUGGUCAGCACAAUAAGGGAACAGUGUCCAAAAUUUGCAGCAACUGAUCGUUUAUGGUGGCAAGGUCUUGCUCGUAUAUUAGAAGAUAAGGGGUACAUACGAGAGGGGGAAGACAUGGUUCAACCUUCCAUAAAAUUCCCAGAGCUUACAGAGUUGGGACUGAAGUUUCUCCAGUCUGAUCCCGAGGCAGCUUUCCACGUUUGCCCUGAGGCAGACAUGUUACUCUCAACAACAAUACAAAAAUCUUUUUCCACCUUCUCAGAAUGGGGAAAAGGUUGGGCUGAUCCGGAGAUCCGUCGCCUUCGUUUAAAAGGCAAGAAGUGUAGAAAAGGGAGAAGGAAGAAAAGACAAAGCAAACAUUACAAAGACCUGAAAACUGUGCGAGGAAGAUUAUCGGCGAAAUUGUCAAAGCAGAAGCCUUAAUUCAAGUUCAACGACAUCCAUUUUCCAAGAACGCCAACCAUGUAGGAAACACCAUUUGACAUUGGUACAUGGAUACCAAGAAUAUAGAUUAAGAACCUAAGCGUGGAUAGAAAAUUUUAAUCGGUCGUUGGACAGCUGGAGAAAAGCCGAGGCGUGCUCCAAGCAAAUAAAUUUUGUGUGAGAUGUUGUUUCUAAAUUGUACAAGACACAGGGGAACUUGACCUGACCUGCUCAACCCUGAAGAUAUUGGCUACACGUAAAAUACACAAUGUGUUUAUGUAUUUGUUAUCGGUGCGAUUUUACAAUACGGAAUAUCACACUAGAUGUAUCUGUUAGAGGGAAGGCCCCCUGUAAUAUUUCCUCUUUAAUUUCGCCAA
Molecule: messenger RNA, 3322 nt
Organism: Papaver somniferum (opium poppy)
Lineage: Eukaryota; Viridiplantae; Streptophyta; Magnoliopsida; Ranunculales; Papaveraceae
Product: ATP-dependent DNA helicase Q-like SIM
Exons: 15
Coding region: 246-2945 (899 amino acids)
Biological process (GO): double-strand break repair via homologous recombination
Cellular component (GO): cytoplasm; nucleus; chromosome
Molecular function (GO): ATP binding; four-way junction helicase activity; nucleic acid binding
Source: RefSeq, a predicted model, not a curated record